AUGUCCAGCUGCUUUGAGCGUGCGCACGGCAUCCGUCUUGGAUGCCAUGGGGCACCAGAAGUAUUUUAUCCAUUCGGCUCAGCAGCUGGCGACACAAUAAAUGCAGCUGUUGAAGAUGGAAGCUCUUCUAUUAUUCAGCUGUUGAGUCCAUUUCUGUUCUUUGGCCGCACAUACCAGCAGAUUUAUGUUAAUAAUAAUGGACACCUCACAUUCAACCAGCCUUCAUUGCAGAGUGUUCCAGACAACUUUCCUUCUUAUGAAAGCCAAGAUAUAAUUGCUGGUCUUUGGACUAAUCUUGACAACCGCCUGAAAGGUGUUGUUUCAUAUCGUCAGUACACCAGUGGAAAUGUUCUCACACGCGCCUCUCAGGAUAUAAACACACAUUUCCCAAAUCUGAACUUCAACGCUUCUUGGGUGUUUGUUGCAACAUGGAAUAAAGUUGCUUACUUCAACUUAACCAACACAGAAACAUCGUUUCAAGUGGUUUUAAUUUCAGGCCAUAAUUUGACAUUUAUUCUGAUGAAUUAUGGUGACAUUGCUGUAACUGAACAUCCAGUGCAGGCUGGUUAUGACGCAGUAGACUCCACACACUACUUUGUGAUUCCCGAAUCAAUCAAUGGGAGCUUCAUCUCAAACCUCAGGAACUGCAGUAAUGUCGAUGUUCCCGGUCGAUGGGUCUUCAGGGUGGACAGUGGACCAAGAAACAGCAUCUUGAAAAACAAUGUCGUUGGAUUUCGAGUGAGACUUUCCUCAUUUUUAGACCUGACACAGAGUGGCAGCACUGAAAUAUUUUUACAGCAAAUAAAGCAGGAGCUGGUCAAGUACGGUCUGCCAAACAGCAUCGAACUGAAGUUAAGAAAACUGCAAAAGACAAAGCCGUAAUUUCCUUCUCCUUCAGGAAAAGAAGUAAAACCAGUUCGUUUAGCAUUUGACAACAAAUAUCCCUGACGACUGAUGAUGUAAAAGCUUCAGUUUUUCAUUAAGGGGAUUUACAGAGGAUUCAAACCAGCAUAA
Molecule: messenger RNA, 1014 nt
Organism: Sinocyclocheilus grahami
Lineage: Eukaryota; Metazoa; Chordata; Actinopteri; Cypriniformes; Cyprinidae
Product: sushi, nidogen and EGF-like domain-containing protein 1
Exons: 8
Coding region: 1-882 (293 amino acids)
Biological process (GO): cell-matrix adhesion
Source: RefSeq, a predicted model, not a curated record